This is a messenger RNA of Phyllopteryx taeniolatus (common seadragon), 2573 nucleotides long. RefSeq names its product spermatogenesis-associated protein 22. The record is from RefSeq and is a predicted model, not a curated record. Gene Ontology annotation, biological process: homologous chromosome pairing at meiosis; regulation of meiotic cell cycle; gamete generation. Lineage: Eukaryota; Metazoa; Chordata; Actinopteri; Syngnathiformes; Syngnathidae. Bases 1382 to 2299 code for a protein of 305 amino acids. The transcript is spliced from 7 exons.
CCCCUUAAAUUUUUCCCUCUUUGUUAUAUUGCAGCCAUUUGUUAAAAUCAUUUAAGUUCAUUUUUUCCUCAUUAAUGUACACACAGCACCCAUAUUGACAGAAUUUUUUUAAAAUAGUUUUUGCUGAUUUAUUAAAAAGAAAAACUGAAAUGUCAUACAGCCAUAAGUAUUCAGACCCUUUGCUGUGACACUCAUAUUUAACUCGGGUGCUGUCCAUUUCUUCUGAUCAUCCUUAAAAUGGUUCCACACUUUCAUUGGAGUCCAGCUGUGUUUGAUUAUACUGAUUGGACUUGAUUAGGAAAGCCACACCCCUGUCUAUAUAAGACCUUACAGCUCACAGUGCAUGUCAGAGCAAAUGAGAAUCAUGAGGUCAAAAGAACUGCUUGAAGAUCUCAGAGACAGAAUUGUGGCAAGGCACAGAUCUGGCCAAGAUUACAAAAACAUUCCUGCUGCACUUAAGGUUCCUAAGAGCACAGUGGCCUCCAUAAUUCUUAAAUGGAAGACGUUUGGGACGAUCAGAACCCUUCCUAGAGCUGGCGGCCAAACUGAGCAAUCGGGGGAGAAGAGCAUUGAUGAGAGAGGUAAAGAAGAACCCAAAGAGGCUGUGUCUGAGCUCCAGAGAUGCAGUCGGGAGAUGGGAGAAAGUUCUAGGAAGUCAACCAUCACCGCAGCCCUCCACCAGUCGGGGCUUUAUGGCAGAGUGACCCGACGGAAGCCUCUCCUCACUGCGAGACACAUGAAAGCCCGCAUGGAGUUUGCAAAAAAAACAAAACAAAAAAAACACCAGGAGGACUCCAAGAUGAUGAGAAAUAAGAUUCUCUGGUCUGAUGAGGCCAAGAUAGAAAUUGUUGGCCUUAAUUCAAAGUAGCAUGUGUCGAGGAAACCAGGCAAUGCUCAUCACCUGUCCAAUACAGUCCCAACAGUGAAGCAUGGUGGUGGCAGCAUCAUGCUUGGGGUGUUUUUCAGCUGCAGGGACAGGACAACUUGAAUGUGGCCAAGUACAAGGAUAUCCUAGAUGAAAACCUUCUCCAGAGUUCUCAGAACCUCAGACUGGGCCAAAGUUUCACCUUCAAAAAAGACAAUGAGCCUCAGCACACAGCUAAAAUACCAAAGGAGUGGCUUCAGCACCACUCCGUGACUGUUUUUGAAUGGCCCAGCCAGAGCCCUGACUUAAACCCAAGUGGGCAUCUCUGGAGAGACCUGGAAAUGACUGCCUACUAACGUUCACCAUCCAACCUGACAGAACUGGAGAGGAUCUGCAAGCAGGAAUGGCAGAUGAUCCCCAAAUGCAGGCUGCCUCCCAGUGCCGCUAUUCAAUCAGAAGAAAAGAAAUCGAAUUCCUUUGACGUCGACUCCCUCUGAGAAUGACUUCUUUUCUCACAUGCCAAGUACCAGCUCACCUGCUCCCUGUGGUGCAUCAGGUUCCUCUUUUGAUGUGUCUCCGAGUCACCAGUGGAACAAACAAGACAUCUCACGAUCUACUCAGUCCCAACAAUAUGGCGGCUAUAGACCUGCACCAGCAAAGAGAUCUUACACACCUUUACCACAUCCGUACAAAGCCGGAAGUACAAACUCUAUGAUGGGAACGGCCAGCAACCCAGAGAGACAACAGGAUGCCAGAUCAAUUUUCACUUUCAGACAGAAGCAAUAUCAAACCCCUUCCAGCAGUCAUAGUGGGUUCUCUCGGUUGAGCCAGCAACCAUCUUACAGGCCGCCCGACCCUACCCAGUUCCGAUCUCUGCCUCCUCCUGCCCAACUAUCCAGUGGACCAGCUACUCAGAUACAAAACAAAUGGAAUUUUACAAAUAGUUUUGGACCGCAGAAACCCACAUUUGUGGGGAAUAGGAGUGCAAAUAAACCCCAGACUCCACAAGAAACUCAAACGCAGGAAAGUGUUCCAAAAAAAGCCCCGUUUGACAGCUCACUCAGGAUUUUGACCGCAGUCAUUGAGGGCAUGAGACACUGGAGCCAGUUCAAAGACAAAGUCCUCUAUUUUUUUGAGCUGUUUGCUACUCUUGACUCCGCUGUCACGCUCGGUCACCAUGGAUCCAAGAACUUCCUGUUGAGAGAUGGGAAGCAGGUUGUGCAGUGUGUCUUCUAUGAAAAUGAGCGAGAGCUGCCUCGUCUUAUCCGUGGUCAAGUUCAUCGCUGCGUGGGUAACUACGACCGCAGCAAAGAUGUCCUGGUGUGCGUGUCAGUGCGAGCGGCCGAGCCCUCGGAGGUCAGCAACGCUCCGGAGGCCAUCAAAGCCUGCGACGCUCACAUGCGCAAACUCGUCAGAUUACUUCAUGAAGUCUGACUACUGAAAGCAAAAUCUGCUGACAAGUAGAAUUUAUGGGUGGAGCAAAUAGCAGUAUUUUCACAUUGUUGUUAUUGUUUGAGAGUAAGAUAUACACGGUCUGAGGAGCUUUAUGAAAGAUUCAAAAUAGUUUGUGAUCUCAUCUUAGUUCAGUAGUAUGAAAACAAAAACAUUUACACAGUUGAGUUGACUUGCUUGUUUUGAUGAGAUUAUUGUACGGUUUUUUUCAAUGAAUUAAAAUGAAACUAAUGUGACCAAAACCUUAAACUGGAAA